This is a messenger RNA of Cryptococcus amylolentus CBS 6039, 436 nucleotides long. RefSeq lists its product as hypothetical. The annotation marks the transcript as partial. The transcript has a single exon. The record is from RefSeq and is a predicted model, not a curated record. Lineage: Eukaryota; Fungi; Basidiomycota; Tremellomycetes; Tremellales; Cryptococcaceae.
ACAUGAAGAGCUAUCCGGACCCCCUGGUGUCGCCGAUGUUUGAGUGGGGCACAAUGGAUGAGAGGGUCGAGCAAUACGAUUGGCACGGAAUUGGCAAAAGCAUCGAGGAGACGCUUACGCUUGCCGGGACGAUCGAUGGGACCAUCGCCGCUAACGGCGGGCAACGAGAGGAAGGAGGAUUCUGGGGGCAAGGUGAACAGCGAAACAUCUGGCUACAGCCCAUCACCGCUCUCACCGAAGACGCAUUGAGCGCUUCUCUCAGGUGGAGAUCGAAGGAUGGGUUCUUUGAUGGGACAGGCAAGCCAGAUGAUAUUGAUAUUGGUUCGCUGGUGGAAGGCGGGCUGCAAGCUUGGCGAGACAUCAAGGGAAAGAAGGUGGUGAGGGAUUGAUGACGGAGUAUCGGCAAGGUGAAUCGUAACCUCGAUAUGCGAGCUCG